AUGGCCCAUCUGGAUCUGCUCGUCUCGUAUGGAGCUCCCCUUUUUGUAUUCGCUACGAUAUUCUACUAUUUAUUAGCUCCAUACUUCUUCACCUACGGCAAGCUUCGGAAUAUUCCAGGCCCCUUUCUAGCCAAAUUCUCACGAGUGUGGCUUCUAUAUGUCUCUCGGUGGGGCCAUCGUGCUGAGCGCGUUGACGAGCUCCACAAGAAAUGGGGGCCGGUCGUUCGAAUUCAACCCAACCAGUUUAGUAUUGCAGACGAUGAAGCUAUCCCCGUCAUUUACGGUCAUAAGAACGGGUUCCCAAAGUCAGACUAUUACGACGCCUUCAUUUCUAUGAAACCCGGCAUCUUUAGCACUAGAGACAAGGCUGUUCAUGUAGCUAAGCGAAAGAGAGUCGCUCAUGUGUUUGCACCAAAAUCUCUCGGCCAGUUCGAGCCAUACAUCCACUCAAACCUUGCCAUCCUCGUGCGCCAGCUAGAUAGCAUAACCAUGAAUCAGCGCAAGCCUGAUGGCUGGGCUUACCUGGACUGUCUUCCCUGGUUUAACUUCACUGCGUUUGAUAUCAUUGGUGAUCUCGCCUUUGGUGGUUCAUUCGGCAUGCUUGAAUCUGGAGCAGACAUCGCGGAGUACCGGCCAUCGCCAGAAGCACCGCCUUUAUAUACCCGGGCCGUGGAGACCUUAAACCGCCGUGGCGACACGGCAAACACAUUGGGCGCAUUGCCUGAGCUCCGACAUUAUGCUAAAUGGUUGCCCGACCCAUUUUUCAGACACGGCUCCCAGGCCAUCAAGAAUUUGACCGGUAUUGCCAUCGCCCGUGUGAAGAACCGUUUGGAAAAUCCGCUCAAGAACAACCGUGAGGAUAUUCUACAGCGCCUCAUAGAGGCCCGAGACGAUAACGGACAACCACUAGCUUUUUCUGAGCUCGUUACGGAGGCUUUGUCGCAACUAGUAGCGGGGUCCGAUACCACCAGUAACUCAGGUUGUGCUUUACUUUACCACGUGGGCAGAACUCCAGGGAUCCUACCUAAGCUCCAAAAGGAAUUAGACGCUGCGAUCCCAGACGACGUCGAGGUUCCAUCUUACAAUAUGGUGUCCAAGCUUCCAUACCUCGAGGCUGUAAUCAACGAGACAUUACGGCUGCAUUCAACUGCAGGCCUGGGACUCCCACGAGAGAUCCCGGCUACGUCGUCGGGCGUUGAUCUCCAUGGGCACCAUUUCCCUCCUGGAACCAUUCUGAGCGUGCCGAUCUACACGAUUCACCAUUCCAAGAAGAUAUGGGGUUCUGAUGUAGCUGAUUUCAAACCUGAAAGAUGGUUUAGCCUAACCGACCGACAGAAGGCUGCUUUCAUUCCAUUCGGGUCUGGCACGCGGGCAUGUGUCGGACGUAAUCUAGCCGAGUUGGAGAUGAAAGUCAUCAUCGCCACGUGGGCAAAGAGGUAUGACUUCGUCACGAAACAGGACCAUCUGGAGACCUUUGAAGGGUUCCUACGGAAGCCGCUAGGUUUGCAAAUCAGCCUGAGGAGGAGAAAACUGUAG
Neoarthrinium moseri is the source of this 1536-nucleotide messenger RNA. RefSeq lists its product as uncharacterized. The coding region runs from base 1 to 1536 and encodes 511 amino acids. Gene Ontology annotation, molecular function: heme binding; oxidoreductase activity, acting on paired donors, with incorporation or reduction of molecular oxygen; monooxygenase activity. The record is from RefSeq and is a predicted model, not a curated record. NCBI's taxonomy places the organism in Eukaryota, Fungi, Ascomycota, Sordariomycetes, Amphisphaeriales, Apiosporaceae. The transcript is spliced from 2 exons.